CUCUAUUUAAAGGGUGUGUUUGUUUUGAGUAACUAACAACACUGACUAUCCUUUGUUUGAAGAACAAAAAAAAGAACAGCUAGUGAAGGAUAAAAGAAAUGGCAAUUCAUAUUCCGAGAGUGAAGUUGGGAAGCGAGGGACUUGAGGUUUCAAAGUUGGGGUUUGGGUGUAUGGGCUUUUCGGGUUUUUACAAUGAUCCGGUCUCAGACGAGGCCGGCAUUUCCAUCAUUAACCACGCUUUCGGAAGAGGAAUCACUUUCUUCGAUACAUCCGACGCAUAUGGAGACGGCCAUAACGAGACACUGGUCGGAAAGGCAUUGAAGCAUCUGCCACGGGAGAAUGUACAGCUGGCCUCAAAGUUCGGCAUUGUGAGCAUGGAUCCAGCUCGCUUCGCUGUCAAAGGCACGCCUGAAUACGUGCGUUCUUCUCUUGAGGCCAGCCUUAAACGUCUUGAUGUGGAUUACAUCGACCUUUACUAUAUUCACAGGAUUGACACCAACACUCCUAUUGAAGAUACUAUGGAAGAACUGAAGAAGUUGGUGGGAGAGGGAAAGAUAAAGUACAUUGGUUUGUCUGAAGCUAGCGCUGACACUAUAAGGCGGGCACAUGCUGUUCAUCCCAUUACUGCUAUACAAAUCGAGUGGUCGCUCUGGACUCGUGAUAUUGAGGAAGAAAUAGUUCCCCUUUGCAGGGAAUUAGGAAUUGGGAUUGUCCCGUACAGUCCUCUUGGUCGUGGUUUCUUUGCUGGCAAAACGAAUGGGGCUAUCGCUGAAAAUAGUUCUCUGGGAGUUUUCCCGAGGUUUCAAGGAGAAAACUUGGACAAAAAUAGGAUCCUAUAUUUGAAAUUUGAGAAGCUGGCUGAAAAGCAUGCAUGUACCGCCGCACAGCUCGCACUUGCUUGGGUGUUUCAUCAAGGGGAUGACGUUGUCCCUAUUCCCGGAACAACCAAGGUAAAAAAUCUCGACAGCAAUAUUGAAUCACUGAAGGUAAAACUGAAGGACGAAGAGGUGAAAGAAGUAACAGAGUUGUUCCCCAUGAAUGAAGUUGCAGGGGAUGCUUGGUUUGAUGGUAUCAAGGAAUUCAGUUGGAAACUUGCCAAUACACCUCCAAAGACCACCACCUAAUUCUCAUAACUAUUGUGUGCCGCUUUGAGUUUUUCUAAUGUUGCGCCUUAAUUUCUAAAUAAUUUGGUCCAAGUUAGUUCGUCCGUUCUGUGUUUGGGCACCCAAAUAAUGUUAUACAUGUUCC
Messenger RNA from Cuscuta campestris, 1248 nucleotides. The record is from the annotation of a GenBank genome assembly. NCBI's taxonomy places the organism in Eukaryota, Viridiplantae, Streptophyta, Magnoliopsida, Solanales, Convolvulaceae.